This is a messenger RNA of Trichomonas vaginalis G3, 948 nucleotides long. RefSeq lists its product as uncharacterized. The transcript has a single exon. The coding region runs from base 1 to 948 and encodes 315 amino acids. NCBI's taxonomy places the organism in Eukaryota, Parabasalia, Trichomonadida, Trichomonadidae. The record is from RefSeq and is a predicted model, not a curated record.
AUGAUAGUAGAAAAAGUUUCAAUAUAUCAACUAUUAGACAAUGAUGAUCCUGUAGAAAUCCAGUCAAAUAAUAAUUCUAUGCUAGAGGAUAGCAUCAAGCAGUUAAUUUUGCAAAAUAUUAAUCCGAAAAAUGUGGAUUUUGCAACAGAGAAGAUAUUCACAUUUAUUAUUGAUCAAACUUACUAUCAUUUCUAUCAUUUUAUCCAAAACAAUCUAUAUUACGCUUUACUAAUUAUUACAAAAUUAGAUUUGACCAAACUAUUUUAUGAUUUUUUCUUAAGUGUUGAUCGAGAUAUGUGCGAAAAACUCAAGGGUUUACCAAUUAAAUCAAUAUUCACAUACAUUAAUUCGUUAAUAAGUUUUUGGAGUUAUUAUGACGAAAAAACUAUGCAUAUUAUAUACUCUGAUAAAGAGUUCGAUCAAAAUAUUGAAUUUUCAUCAGCAAAUACAUUCUAUUUCGAUCCUAUUACUACAAUUCCAGCAGAAACAGAUUAUAAAGAGCUCUGGAGCAAUAUUUUAUCUGAAGUUCCUGUAUAUGUAGAAUGCGAAGACCCAUAUUUGCUCUCAAAAGCUGUUAAUUGCCUUCAAUUUUUUACACUUCCAAGAAAAUAUAAAGGAAAACUAACAAUUCGGUAUAACACAGACGAGUCAAACUUAGGGAAAGACCAAGAUGCAAAUAUUAUUGGUCUCACUCAAAUUUCAAAUUAUGAAAAUAAAUACGUUUUAAAAAUCAAAAAAUCUGCUCCAUCAAGUUAUGAAAUGCUUAAAUGGGUGGAUUGUAACAAGAAGAUGAAUGAAUUAAUCGAUAAAAUCAUUCUUAUUAACUUAAUCAAAAAUCCUUUCUAUGAAUUACUUGGAGGAAAUCCAUUAAAUGAAAACUUUGAUGAAUUUGUAUCAGAAGAAUCAGCCUUAUUACUUCCUUCAUAUAAAGUACUCAAAAAAUUCUGA